This is a messenger RNA of Rubroshorea leprosula, 574 nucleotides long. The record is from the annotation of a GenBank genome assembly. Lineage: Eukaryota; Viridiplantae; Streptophyta; Magnoliopsida; Malvales; Dipterocarpaceae.
CUCAUCCGCUCUCUGAAUAUUAUUACAUUUCCGCUUCCUUUUCUUGACAAAUCAAGCAACUUAGUUAAGCACUUGUCACGAGCAAUGUCUUUCCUUUCAGCUAUUUUCAGUUGUUUUAUACCUUCAUCACGUGGAUCUGGUGAUGUAGCCGUAGCUGCCAACGAGAAAGAGAAAGGGAACCCAAACAAGCACACAUCAAGCAAAUCAAAAUCCAAGGGAGCUCCAAUAGUAGUAUCCCACUUCCCUCUUGGUUCCAAUUCAUCGCGCUUGUAGCAGGUUUUGAUGCAACAAAAUACUGGUAAGAUCUCAACAACAUCCUUCAUCACUCAUUUGCCUGUUAAAUGGCAGUGAACCUGAGUCCUGAGCCAUGUUGGGAAGAAGAUCCUGUGAUAAAGGCUGCUGGAAAAGUAGUGAGCUAGGAAUGAGGUUGUUCCCUAUACCUUCUUGAAGACAGUCUCAGAACCUGGCUUCACAUGGAAAGGUGUUCCAUAUAGCAUUUCCAUAUAAUGUCAUGAAUCAAUAUCUUGUAAUGUUCAUGUAACUGGUAUUGGAAUAAUAAACUAAAUUGGAAAUU